Molecule: messenger RNA, 1984 nt
Organism: Vanessa atalanta (red admiral)
Lineage: Eukaryota; Metazoa; Arthropoda; Insecta; Lepidoptera; Nymphalidae
Gene: G6P
Product: glucose-6-phosphatase 2
Exons: 7
Coding region: 112-1200 (362 amino acids)
Biological process (GO): gluconeogenesis; glucose 6-phosphate metabolic process
Cellular component (GO): membrane
Molecular function (GO): glucose-6-phosphatase activity
Source: RefSeq, a predicted model, not a curated record
UUGAAAAGGCCGAUUUGUUAUGAUUUAAAUAUACAUUCAUUUUUUUUCGCAUUUAAAAUUAAUUAAUAUGGUUAUGUAACAUAAUAUUAACUUACAAUAAACUUUGUAAACAUGGAACAGGUGUACGCGCUUGGUGUAUCGUGCAUUGAACUCGUACAAUAUUGGCUGGGAGACUAUGGGGAAUAUUUUAAAAUUGUCAAUCAUUUCUCCAAUCCACACUAUGUUAUGGAAGUAUUGUUCCCCCUUAUCACCAUUUUGGACUCGGUAUUUGCUUCUCAGCUGAUCGUGAGUAUGUCUUUCGGGGGCUGGAUGAAUGCCGUCAUGAAAUGGUGGCUUUUAGAAGACCGUCCGUAUUGGUGGGUCAGAGAAACGACAUUCUAUAGCAACACGAAUCGGCCACAUUUACACCAAACAUCGCAAACUUGUGAGACCGGUCCCGGUAGCCCUUCCGGUCAUACAACCACAGCUGCAUCUGUUCUUAUUCUAGCUGUGAUGUGGAUGUCACACAUAUGUAAUGAUAGGAAGUGGAAUCUGUGGUGGUGGAAAUACUUCACAUAUCCGCUGUUUGGGUUUGCCCUAAUAUCUGUAAUGUUUGCGAGGCUGUUUGUUGCAACACACUUCCCACAUCAGUGUUUAUUGGGUGCAUUAUUAGGUUUAUUCCUAGCUCCAGCACUCUGUAUAUACGUGACUGAUCCGUUUAUAUGGCGGUAUAGCACUCACGCCACCAUGCCAACCAGUCAGGCGGUGAUAUGGCACGUGGUUAGUGCUAUAGUCGCCAUAUUGAUCAGUGUCGUCACUUACUACAGUCUCGUGUUGUGCGGUAUCGAUCCACACUAUACGGUUAAAUUGGCGUUCCGUUGGUGUGAGAACCCGGACAGCAUCCACGUGUCCACGACGCCGAUGUUCGCCCUCGUGCAGUGCACCGCCAACCUGCUCGGCUGCGCGCUGAGCGUGUCGCCCGCCCUCGCCGAGUACCGUCACAACACAAAGAACAGAUCGCUUAUAAUAUCGAUAUUCGCAACCGCCGCAUCGAUAUACGCUUUCAAACAACUCGAGGAGAACAUCACUAGAGCCAGCGCGUUUAAGUUCUAUACGUUACAAUUUAUAUUAAACAUGGCGAGACCAGCUUUGCUGUUGAGAUUGGUUCCGGCACUGGCUCUGUGGCCAUAUUCUGGUCAAAUUAAAGAAAAAGUUAAUUAAUAGAUAAUAUAUAUAUUAUAAAGCCAUAGACACACGAGAUAUUUGAAAACGACGCUUCUAUUUAAAAAAAGAACUUUUUAAAGAUUAGUUAAAUGUCACAAAAAUAUAAUUAAGUACGACUUGUAAACAUAUACAUACAUAGACUACAAAAAGGCAUCCCGCACUAUAAAAGUUUUACAAACAAUACAUUUAAAAAAAAAAAAUUAAAUAAGUUUAAAAAGUUUGUAAGAUUCAAAUGCAGAUAAAUACAAUUACUUACCAAUAAAAAAAAAACUAGGUUUAGCAAGGCUGUUUACAAUCGUCUAAGACUUCGCAAAGUUUAGUUCCUCCAAUAUAAUAGUUACAACAAAAAAUAAUUUUGAGUGAUAAAGUAUUUUAUAUCAAUAGACAUUAUAUUAAAUUCCGAAAUUAUUUGACGACUAAGUGAGAUAAUGAGAGGGGGGAGAGCACAUAUAUUUGCGCACACGCACAAACCCACACACACACAAGUUGACCUGACUUGUUUACAACAUUUAUUUUUAUUUUAUUAGCUUCAUAAUUCCCAUUAGUGUUUUAGUUUAGGUCCGUCGUUUAAAGAAAUUGCUUUGUACGCGAUGUCAAAUAUCAAGGUCGAUAUUUAUGGCGAUGUUACAAUACGUAACGUUUACGUAAAACAUUUUUGACGCAAGAACUCGUGAACUGCGUUGAUGGUGCGUUAUUUUUUUUUAUUUUUUUGUUAUAUUUGGGUGUAGGUUACACACGGUAUGCCUUAAUUAUGCCUUAUUAAAUAAAUAAGUGUAUGAUU